UUGACAAUCAAACAAUAGUUGUGGUCAUGGUAUACGCGUAUUGUUUGGUUAUUGGUGCAUGGUAACUAAGGAGUGUGUUGUAAACAUUAUAUUCAACAACCGGAAAAAUGACGGACUGCAACAUACCCGAAGAUGUUAUGUCGAGUUUAUCCACGGAGCAGGUAGCAGAAUUCAGGGAGGGUUUUUCAAUAUUCGACAAAAAUGGUGAUGGCAAAAUCGACAAGAAAGAACUUGGUACAGUCAUGAGAUCACUGGGUCAGAAUCCAAGUGAUAAAGAGAUACUUGACAUGAUAUCAGACGUUGACAUUGACAACAGUGGAACAAUUGAAUUUCCGGAAUUCGUAGCCCUUAUGCUAAAGAAACUCGGCGUUGAUACAAAAGCGGAACUCCAAGAUGCGUUCGCUUAUUUUGACAAAGACAAUAAUGGUAAAAUCGAUGCUAAAGAAUUGCGGAUCGUUCUUACGAGUAUUGGAGAAAAAUUAACUGAUAAAGAAGUAAGAGAAAUGAUAAGUGAAGCGGACACAAAUAACGACGGACUGAUAGAAUAUACAGAAUUUGUUGAAAUGAUGACAGGGGAAAGUGUUUUCAAGUGAAGAUGAAGCCUCUUUACCACAACGUUAUAUGUUACUUUUAAUUUAUUUUAAUCGCACCAGAUGGCAUAAUUUAUACUAAAUUCACACAAUAUACAUGUAUGACCAUGGUCAUUUGGUUGUAUAUAUAAUUUGUGUCAAAUAUGCCUGUAGGGCAAACACCAAUGGUAUUGUACUUUGUGUAAACUGCCAACAAAAUAGUGAUUCGACGUAUUUUAAAUUCUUGCCUAAAUAAUAGUUUCUAACUUCAAUUGCCAAUUUCUAAUGUUCUCUUUAUGUGUAUGUCACAUUUAAUCUGUAUGUAUGUAAGUAAAAUUGUUCAUGUCUUUGUUAAACAAAUUUUCAAAGAAAAAACACAGUAAAUUCAAAUUAAUAAAA
This is a messenger RNA of Saccoglossus kowalevskii, 968 nucleotides long. RefSeq lists its product as uncharacterized. The record is from RefSeq and is a predicted model, not a curated record. Lineage: Eukaryota; Metazoa; Hemichordata; Enteropneusta; Harrimaniidae. Gene Ontology annotation, cellular component: myosin II complex. Gene Ontology annotation, molecular function: calcium ion binding.